Penicilliopsis zonata CBS 506.65 is the source of this 3234-nucleotide messenger RNA. RefSeq lists its product as hypothetical. Gene Ontology annotation, molecular function: protein binding. Bases 1 to 3210 code for a protein of 1069 amino acids. The transcript has 3 exons. NCBI's taxonomy places the organism in Eukaryota, Fungi, Ascomycota, Eurotiomycetes, Eurotiales, Aspergillaceae. The record is from RefSeq and is a predicted model, not a curated record.
AUGGAUGGUUUGUCAAUCGCCACGGGCGCCCUUUCUCUUGCGGAUGUGUGUUGGCGCGUCGCCAAAUUUCUGCGUGACAUACCAGCCGCAAUCCAUGGCAUCCAGAAAGAGAUCGACGCAUUGAUCGUCGAGGUGGAAUCCAUGGAAUCGGUUGCCAAGUCAGUCAAUGAAUAUCUUUGUGAUGAACCAGCCGCCGCAGGGCCGAGCGCAGCCAAUAUGGAAAACCUCCGCAAGAACUGCAGAAAAAGCCUUGAGACGUGUGAGAAGAUCGUGAAGGAUCUCGAUUCUCUCGUCCAGAAGAUCCGUGGUAGCCCCAAAUCCAGGGUCAGCCCCCUGGAUGCGCUGAGUAAAGAGUCUCGCAGACGUAAACAUGCGGCAGACUUGCAGAAACUACGUGGCAGGCUCUCUCUUGAAAAGCAGAAUCUUCAUAUCCUGCUCACUGGAAUCAAUCUGUACAACCAUCGCGCGCCAGGGGCCGCGUUCGAUCAUGUAUCAAGUGGCCUGCAUUCACAAAUUGAUGAAUUCAAGCGCCGUAUCGAGACCCUGGAGCGUCAGCUUCAAUCCAGCCAUGAGGUCCAUCGGGACAGAGAUGAGGAUAACGCGACAAUGGCUGAUAUCAGCCAAUUCCAGAGUUCCGUCAAAUUCGUUGCUGCUGCCAUGCGUGCCGCAACGCCAGACAAGUCCUUUGACACUCCUCAGCCCGUCAAGAGCGUCUAUACAGGUCGGGCCUCGUAUAUGGAGAGACUGAAGGAUAUCCUACUCCCAUCCAACUCCGAUCAAGCGGUACAGAAACAACAGCGCUUUGUCAUCUACGGCAUGGGCGGAUCAGGAAAGACACAGUUUUGUUGUAAAUUUGCAGAGGCCAAUCGAAAAAGCUUCUGGGGUGUUUUCUGCAUUGAUGCGAGUUCCCACGAACGAAUCAAACAGAGCUAUGCUAAGAUCGCGAAUUUUGGAAAGGUGGAACCAAACCACAUUGCAGUGAUGCACUGGCUCUCCAACUGGGAAAGAAGAUGGCUGUUGCUAAUCGACAACGCCGACGACGCGGAGAUGGAACUGGAUCAUUACUUCCCCAAAGGCGACAGAGGCAACAUCAUCAUCACGACACGAAAUCCUGGUCUCAGGGGACAUGGCAAUGUUGGGCCGAAGUAUUUCGAGUUCAAAGGCAUGGAAGUUGGUGAAGCCAGUGAUCUUCUGUUGAAAGUAGUGGAGAUGAAGAAGCCCUGGAGUGCUGAUGUUCUAUCUUGGGCCACUCAAAUCACGGAGAAGCUUGGUUUCCUUGCACUUGCCAUCACAGUAGCUGGCGUGGCGAUCAGAGACGGGAUAUAUUCUCUCAGCACCUAUUUGCCAUCAUUCAACCGGUAUUGGGAGCAGAUUCGACGGUCUCCCAACCCGCACCCGGACACCGAGUAUAGGAAGAUGUUUGCCACAUUCGAAAUGUCUUACCGGAAGAUCGAAGAGGAGAGCAGCGUGGCUUCCAAGGAUGCAAUUCGAAUCUUCCAAAUGUUUGCGUUUUUCCAUUUCAACAACAUCCCGUUUGACAUUUUGCAAAAGGCAAUCGUCAAUGGUGGGAUUGAGAAACGCGCAGAGGAAAACGCAGAUCAAGAGGCCCUGCGAGGGCCGUUGACUUGGUAUCAGUGGUACAAUUAUAUCCGCUUUUAUGCACUCGAUUUCAUCGCCGCCACCGAUCCCAGUCCUCCCAGCUUGCCGCCCUUUAUACAGGAAGACGGGGAGUCAGGAAUAUUGAAUGAGAGGCGAGUACGCUAUGCGCUCAGUAGACUCACUCAAAUGUCGCUCAUCAUGAAGAACCCAGAGAACGACAGCUUCUCGAUGCACCCGCUCAUACACCUUUGGGCGCGCGAGAGGCCUGGAAUGAGCACCUCAAAUCAGGCGCUGUGGUCAAACAUUGCAGCCAUGACACUCGCCCAAUCUAUUCUUCUCCCACCUCUUGGGAAUAGUGAGGAGGAAGAGCUCUUUCGAAGGGACAUUCUCCCUCAUAUCGACCAUGUACGAACCUGCCAAGAAGCCAUUGCGCGCACGAUAAGACAGAACAGGAAGGAUUUCUGGUCCCGGUUGGUGCAGUGGCUUGAGAUUGAACCCAGUCUUGGCCGAUCCCAGGUGAUAAUAUACGCCAAGUUCAGCCGUGUCUUUGCUCAAACCGGUCGCUGGAAGGACGCCGCGGAGCUUCAGCAGUCUGUCAAAGAAUACACCGAUAGAUUCCUGGGGCUGGGACAUCCAGCCACCCGCCGUAUCACGCUGGCGUUGGCAUUCACCUACUGGAACCAGGGGAAGAGCGAUCUAGCAGAGGAUCUGCAAAAGGAAGUCCUACAAGCAUGCAACUCUUUAGGGCCCGAUAGCCAUGAGACCCUGAUGACCAAGGAUGUUCUGGGCCAGACAAGAUGGCAGCAGGGACGAUACAGCGAGGCCCGAGAGUUUCAGCAAGACGCCGUUGACGGCCUGCUCAGAUUGCACGGUCCGAAGCAUGAGGACACGCUCAGUGCGAUGAGAAGUCUCGGCCGAACAAUGGCCAAGUUCUACGAAGACGAAGACUUGAAGGAAGCACAGCGACUGCUCCGGAUAGCCUUUGAUGGAAUGAGUGAAAUCCUAGGCCCGAAACAUUUGAAGACGCUCGACGCCAGAGAAGAUUUGGCAAUGCUGGAUCUGCUACAGGAACAAAACCUGUCCGUGGCGGCGGAGACGAUGCAGCAAGUCCUUGAUUGUCGCAAGGACAAACUGGGCAAGGAACAUCCCUAUGUGCUUCUCGCGAUGGCGAACCUGGCAAGGGUUAAAACCGCCCUUGGUGAGCACAGUGAAGCCGAAACCCUUGUCCGCACAGGGCUGGAAAUUGCAGACCGCAACCUGGGCGAAAACCACAUCGGGACCUUGAUGGGCAGGACGGUGCUUGGGAUCAUUCUUACCAAUGAAUCGAGGUUUGGCGAGGCAGAGGCUACGCUUCUCCAAGUCAUGGAGAAGCAGCGAUUUCUCACAUCCUCCCGGGGUGACUUUCAUCCUGACCGACUUGGCACGAUGAUUGAGCUGUGCCGGUGCUAUAAAUUGCAAAGGAAAUAUGAUGAAAGCAUUUGUCUGUGUGAUGAGAUCAUCCAGGGGCUGCAACAGAUCAGUUUGAAGCAGCAUCCCCUUGAAAGAAAGACAGAGGCAGAAAAACAAGACCUUAUUGAGAGAAAGCGUGUUGCAGAAGGGAUAGAGGCCUAGAAUAGUAUAAUAGACCAUUUAGAG